AUGGCCAACACCACCGACACGGCGGCGGCGGCGGCUCUGAUCGAGGAGUCCAAAAAGGCCGCGGCCUGCCAGGCCGUCGACGACUACCUGCUGGCCUCGCACAAGUAUGUCGGCAUCGGGUCCGGCAGCACCGUCGUGCACGUCGUCGACGCCAUCCGGGCCAAGGGCGCGUCCUUUUACGGCGACAUGACCUUUAUCCCCACCGGCAGCCAGUCCCGGGGCCUGCUCACCCGGGCCGGCCUCCGCAUGCGCAACCUCGACGAGCGCCCCGUCGUCGGCGGCAGGGCCGUCGCGCUCGACGUCGCCUUUGACGGCGCCGACGAGGUCGACGAGGAGCUCAACCUCAUCAAGGGCGGCGGCGCCUGUCUCUUCCAGGAAAAACUCGUCGCUGCUGCUGCCAAGCAGUUUGUUGCCGUGGCCGAUUCGCGCAAGCAGUCCCCCCGCCUCUGCACAAAGUGGAAGGCCAUCCCGAUUGAAGUCCUGCCCAUGGCCGCUCCGGAUGUGCUCAGCAGGCUCAGUGACAUGGGCUCGACCAACCCCGUCGUGCGGUCCGGGCUGCCCAGCAAGGCCGGCGAGUGCGUGAGCGACAAUGGCAUGUGGAUCAUUGACGCGCCCUUUCCCGCGCUGCUGCUGCCCAAGGACCUCAAGGACGGCCAGGACGGCGCCGGCCAGGGCGGCGUCUGGGAGGUGAGCAAGCUUGCCGACGCUCUCAUCAAGCUGCCCGGCAUCGUCGAGAUUGGCCUCUUCUACGGCUUCAACGGCGACGAGGCUGUCAAGACGAACCAGCUGCUCCCCGCGCAAAAGCCCAUUGCCGCCUACUUUGGCUUGCCUACCGGCGAGGUCCACGUACAAAAAGCAGGAUGA
Molecule: messenger RNA, 864 nt
Organism: Cordyceps militaris CM01
Lineage: Eukaryota; Fungi; Ascomycota; Sordariomycetes; Hypocreales; Cordycipitaceae
Product: ribose 5-phosphate isomerase A
Exons: 2
Coding region: 1-864 (287 amino acids)
Biological process (GO): pentose-phosphate shunt, non-oxidative branch; D-ribose metabolic process
Cellular component (GO): intracellular membrane-bounded organelle
Molecular function (GO): ribose-5-phosphate isomerase activity
Source: RefSeq, a predicted model, not a curated record